Messenger RNA from Girardinichthys multiradiatus, 3020 nucleotides. RefSeq names its product probable mitochondrial glutathione transporter SLC25A39. Bases 699 to 2054 code for a protein of 451 amino acids. The transcript has 12 exons. The record is from RefSeq and is a predicted model, not a curated record. Gene Ontology annotation, biological process: mitochondrial transmembrane transport. Lineage: Eukaryota; Metazoa; Chordata; Actinopteri; Cyprinodontiformes; Goodeidae.
AACGUUAGCUCAUCAUUUAUAGUGAAGCAUCGGAGCUUAUAAAAGCAAGAUGGCUACCGAGCUCAUCAGCGUUCUGCAGUUAGCCGUUAACAAAACACCCAUAUGUUAAGAAGUCAGACUCAGUGCAGUUUUUAGAUUAUUGGAUUUGGUCUGAAACUAAGUGUUCGUGCUCACCUCUACUGUGCGUAUAGUUUUAUUACAAUUGAUGCUAAAAUACCGAAAAAGACACUGAAGUUGGCUUCAGUUUGAUUACUGUUUUUAAGGACUUCGUUCUAUUUCAAAAAAUAAAAUACUUUGACUCAUCCGUCUUGGACAAUGUUAUUGGAAUGUAUCUGGUUUUUCUUUAUUACAGUGUUUAUGUUUUAGGUUCUGAACUACACCCUAAGGCCAGCUUUCUUAAAACCUGUGAAACUGUCCUUAUACGUAAUCAACCGGACGCCAACUUCAGCCUCGCGAGCAGGAACAUAGUGUUCAGCUGCUGAAUUUCAUGCACGAAAAAUACUGAAGCUUUAAUCCAAUCUAUGAUGAAGUCAGGCUGUGGAUUUAUAUAACAAACGUGCAUCCGGUCGACGUAAGGCUAGAGUUUAUUUGGUCGUGGAUCGUAGGAGACUUCCGUGCAGUUUAUGCAGCUUUUAACGUAAAAACACGCUGAACCCUGUGUCACUGUUAAAGGAAUUUGUCUCAUUUGGUCAAACACUAUGCCCCAUGUGGCUGUAAUGGCCACAUUUCGGUAUAUUAGACUCCAGGAAGUGGACAGGCCAACGGAAACGCAGAACACCCUCCUCCACCCCUUUGGGGAAACCGGUUUGAGACGGUUGUCUCUAGUUGUGGCUCAGGGUGAGAUUGGAAGCAGCAUGCAAGUUAAAGAUAAGCUAUCAAAAUGCUUCAAGGACCUUGUCUGGACAACUCCACCUAGACAUACCCUGCUCAGUAAAAAAAAAAAAAAGCACGUCUGGCUUCAAUGCACGGUGGGCAGGAUGGGGGAGCGGACCGUUGGCGGCCCUGUGGCUGCGAUCUCUCCAGUGCAGCAGAUGCUGGCCUCUGGCACUGGAGCCCUCCUCACAUCUCUAUUUGUCACACCGCUGGAUGUUGUGAAGAUAAGGCUGCAGGCUCAGCAGGCACCCUUCCACCAAGCUUUAGGCAGUGAAUCUGCUCCAUGGGUUGGCGUCCGCCGCUCUUCCAAAUGGAAGUGCUUUCUGUACUGCAAUGGAUUGAUGGAUCACAUCUACGUCUGUCAGAAUGGAACAAGUUGCUCCAACUGGUACAGAAAACCAACACAUUUCAGUGGCACUCUGGAUGCCUUUGUGAAAAUCACCCGCCAUGAAGGACUCUGGUCUCUGUGGAGUGGGCUGCCUCCAACACUGGUCAUGGCAGUUCCAGCCACAGUCAUCUACUUCACCUGCUACGACCAGCUGAGGGACUUCCUGUGGUUCGGUCUGGGUCUUCAGGGCAGCCAUGUUCCUCUUCUUGCUGGAGGUCUUGCCAGAUUGGGAGCUGUGACGGUAAUCAGCCCUCUGGAGCUGGUCAGGACCAAAAUGCAGUCCAGAAAGCUGACCUACAGCGAGCUGCAGGUGUGCAUCCGCUCGGCUGUGGCCCAGGGCGGCCUGCUGUCAAUGUGGAGGGGCUGGGGACCCACCGUUCUCAGAGAUGUGCCUUUUUCUGCUUUGUACUGGUUUAACUACGAACUGGUGAAGGCCCAGCUGUGUGAACAAUACGCAACGCCAAAGGCCAACUUUUCUAUCAGCUUUACUGCAGGAGCUGUUUCUGGAGCCAUUGCUGCUAUCCUGACGCUCCCAUUUGACGUUGUGAAGACUCGAAGGCAGAUUCGGCUGGGAGAGAUGGAGUCUCUGGGAGUUUCCAAAAAGGGAACCAUUUCCACAUGGCACAUGAUGAAGGAAAUCUGGUGUGAGUUGGGUUACAGAGGUCUCUUUGCAGGUUUCAUGCCCAGAGUGAUCAAAGUCGCCCCAGCCUGUGCUGUAAUGAUCAGCAGCUAUGAGUUCGGGAAGGCCUUCUUCCAAAAGGCGAACCUUGAUCGACAGCGGCUGGAAGUAUGAACUCUGCCAGCAGGGGGCGUUUUAUGUGGAAAACAUGCUUUCCCUUCAGACAAAACAAGAACAGGCUGGCCUGGAUCUAGUUUUUCUUUCAUAAGACAUUAAACAUGAGGAUUUCUGGUCUAUGGAAGGAUGUGCAGACUGGUUCUCCAAAAAAUAAUUGACACGCCUGAAACCUUCACUGCAAUGAGUCGUCUUACUGAGCCUGGAUCCUGAAAGACUUCAUUUUAUGCCACUUUGAGAACAUUUAUUAAACGUUGGAAGACAAGUUUCAAUGCAUAAAUGCAGAGAUUUGGGCUGAAUGUGUUGAGGCAUCUUUAAACCUGAGACCGUUACCGAGUGUGGAUGUCAGGAGUACAAAUGAAUAAAGACUGCAACUUGAUAUGUACUGUAGCAUGAACCAGAUAAACUGAAGUCGGUUUCUUUUCAGUGCAGAGUCCAGAUAAGAUCCUUCACCCCUCACUCACAUUACUACGUGAACCGUUGUCCUGUUGCAGUAAAACAUGAACAUUUUUUAGCAACCAUCUGCUGUGUAGAUGACAUAAAAAUAUUUUGAAUGCCUGUUUAAUUAUUUUUCAUAUGCAACAAAAAACCUUUGAGAAAAAAUAGAGGCAGAACAUUACAUUCAUAUGUAUAUUGGAAACAUGUCACAGUUUAUGACAUGCAACACCUUAAUUUAUGAAGAUACACACACCUCCCAAAGCAACCUUUCAAGCUAGCCGAAGAGGACUUCACAGUAGGGUUUAAUUCGUUCAGGAAAGAGCAAUAGGGCAACUGUUGCAUGAAUUUAUAUGAAUUAUUUGGAUUCAUUGAGACCUCAGGAAAUGGAUGAUUCACAUAAUGUGGUGUUCUGGUGAGUGAAUAUUUUAGCAACUGAACCUUAACGCAAGGAAAUGUCAGCCUUUAAUUGAAGGAUGUAAAUAUUCCUGUUUUAUAAGAUUGAAAUAGUAUUAAAACGUUACAACCUGA